AUGCCACCAAAACCAUCUGCGAAAGGAGCGAAGAAGGCGGCUAAGUCCCAUAAACCGCGAAGUGGUGAUAAGAAACGCCGUAGUCGGCGAAAGGAAUCGUACUCGGCAUAUAUCUAUCGAGUUCUGAAACAGGUACACCCUGACACGGGCAUUUCGUCGAAAGCUAUGUCAAUUAUGAACUCGUUCGUUAACGACGUUUUCGAACGCAUUGCUGCGGAAGCAAGUCGCUUGGCCCACUACAAUAAGCGCUCUACAAUUUCAUCUCGCGAAAUUCAAACAGCCGUUCGGCUCAUUCUUCCUGGUGAGUUGGCGAAGCACGCUGUUUCGGAGGGCACAAAGGCCGUUACGAAGUACACGAGCUCGAACACGCUGGAAAUGACAGGGGUACAUUCCAAGACAUGUUUACUGGAGUGA
Messenger RNA from Acanthocheilonema viteae, 414 nucleotides. The record is from the annotation of a GenBank genome assembly. Lineage: Eukaryota; Metazoa; Nematoda; Chromadorea; Rhabditida; Onchocercidae.